Messenger RNA from Cyclocybe aegerita, 1785 nucleotides. The record is from the annotation of a GenBank genome assembly. Lineage: Eukaryota; Fungi; Basidiomycota; Agaricomycetes; Agaricales; Hemipholiotaceae.
UGAGAUUCUGCGCUCCUCGGUCGUGUUCUCCCUCACCAGUUCGAGGGAGACCACGCAAUACGUCAACAUUUGGCAUCCAGUCCGACUCCGACUCAGAAGAAUACGACUCUGAGCUUGAUUCAAGCCAUGAUUCGGACGAUAAUGACGAUACAGUGUCGAUAGCGAGCUCGUCAUCGUCGAGCGAGUUUGCUCUUGUGUCAGAGGUCAACAAGAUGUCGAUGCGACCGAGACACAUAUCGCGGACGCCUAUGGAGGAACGACAGAUCGAAGAAACUGUGGCGGCGAUACGACUACGGACGCGGUAUCACGAUCCUUACGAGCAAUGGGAGAAAGAGACGCGUAAAGACGCCUUUGAAACUGCUCGUAGGGAUUUUGCCACUACUCAAACGCGCCUCCUUGACGAGCAAGAGAAGAAGAGGGCUCUCGAGGAGAAGCUGUUAGCCGCUCGAUAUGCAGAGGCAUCUGCCGACGUGGUCAAACGGCUGAAUAUGCUCAAGCAGCAGCAACAGUUUGAAAUGAACAAGAUGCGCGACGGCUGGAAGGCUCGUGAUCGGGAAUUGUGGAAGAGAAUCGAGGAUGUUAUCAAGAUGGAGGAGGAGAAGGCUGCGAAGGCAGCAGAGGAGGAGCGGAGGAGGCAGGAGGAGGAAGAACGGUUAAGGAAGGAGGCUGAGCUGAAGAAGCGGCUGGCAGAGGAGAAGAAGUUGCAAGAGGAGACGGCGAGGCGGAAGGCGGAAGAGGAGAAGAAGAAACAGGAGGAGGAGCAGGCGAGGAAGGAAAAGGAGGAAGACGAUAAGAGGAAACAGCUAGAAGAGGAGAAGAAGCGUCGUUUGGUGGAGGAAGAGGAGCUCAGGAGGACGCUGCACUUCAACACAGCAGAUGACGACUGGAGAGUAGCUCGAGAAAACCUGUUGGAACUUAAAAGCACCUCCAUUCGGAUCGUGAAGAGCAACAAGGAGAUGAAGACUGAGUGGGGGAAACUUCGUCGCCAGAUUGUGCCAAAGGUUGGACAACUGACGAACGAUGCAGAAUCUAUCAACCGAAUAGCUCAACAACUUGUCGACAUUGUCCGACCGUCAGGCCGACCACCUCAUCAUCCGGACAUCUACAUUGCCGCCUGCUAUUCCCUCGCCAAAGCCAUCCUCCUGCAAGCCGAGACAGAAGUGACUGCCGAGAAGCGAAGCGCCAUCCCGCUUGCCCAAGUUGCCUUUAACCUCCUCACGACCCUCGAACACUUCCCUUCCAUUUUCUUCGCCAAACUCGUGCAGCGCUGCGGUGGGUGGCCCGUACCCCUGGUCAUCCCGCAACAAGACAUCGACAGUAAACCCUGGCCGUCACAGGAGCUCUACCGCAAGGCCUCUGGUUGGCGGAAGAGUGAAAACAGCGAGGGCGUCGAGGGCCUCCUGGAGUACUCGAACCGUGUCUCGUCAGUGAUGCGGGUCUACUUCCAUAUCCUGAAGAUUCGCCCCGUGCAGGGCCCGCUGGACCCUAUGUUCCAGCUGCCCAAGUUCUGGUCGUGGUUUGCCCGUGUGAUAAGUGACACAAGACUGCUGCAGGAUGCCGUCGCUCCUCAGUUGAUAUACAGUGGUUUGGACGUGCUUGGGCUUGAUGCGAAGGAUGUGUGGGGCCAGCAGUGGCUGAAAGUCCUUGGCCUACUCUAUGAAGGCAUCACGACAGGAUACGAACCGGGCAAGCUCAUUGGAGGCGAGUCGGCGGAAGGAGCUGCGGCUCGCACACGUGUCAUGGUUGCCCUCGAGGACAUCGUCAAAGGUGCUCAGUCCUCAUAGU